CAGAUAUUUGUUUAUACGAAUGGCGGGCAGUCGUUUUUUGCCGAUUGGCAUCGGAUAUAUAAUCAAAGGUGUUUUAUUAGGCUUCGCGAGUGACAAUUUCCUCAAUAAACUGAAGUUUCCGUCGCCGGUGUGAAUGAAAUAUCUAUUUUAAGACGAUUUCGAUAUCGCAAUACGAUUUCCAGUGAUCGAUAUUGUUUCCUAUUGUUGAGUGGCUAGAAAACUACGUAUGUAUAGAACAUUGUCUGGUCAGUGUUAUUGUUUCGGCCAUUUCUGAAGUACACGAGAGGAUAUUUAUUUGGAGAUAAUAAAUAGAAAUAUGGUGCACUGAAGAUGUCAGGCGGCAACUCGUCAAAGCACAAACGCGCGCUCCGGCAAGAGGGGUGGGAGGAAGCGGGUGGGGAGUUCUACCAGGAGCUGUACCCCGGCGCGGAGCAAGAUCUGUUCGAGAACCUUCAGCGCGCCGACGCUGCCAAGCUGGCGACGCUGUUGCCGUCCAAACAGGCCAGGAACACGACAACGGUAAAGCGUGUCCGGUCACAAAAUGAGAGGCGACAGUCUACCUACGCGCGGACCACGCAAAGCCGGGAUAUACACCUUUCCAUGCUGCCCGAUCUCUCUGAGAACCUGUCGAACGAGGAACGAACCUGGGACGAGAUAAUGCAGAUCAAAGCCAUGCCUGUGCCUAUGGGUCAGAAGAGGGAGUUGAAAGCGAGGUUACAGAACGCAACAAAACUCCGCCUUCAAGGUUUCGAACAAAUCCACUGGCGCCAAAGGAAAUUCUGGCAUCGAUUCCGGACUCGAUUCGGCGAAAUAAUCGGAAAACUCGAACUAUGGCAAUCGCCGAUGCGAGAGAUCGAAGGAAACUUCGGUACUGGAGUGGUAUCAUAUUUCCUAUUUCUAAGGUGGCUGCUAUUUCUAAACAUCACAAUAUCGAUACUGGUAACACUGUUCCUAAUACUGCCCAAAGUGUUGCUAGUCGAAAACUACCACGACUGCGACGAAUUUCUACCAAAUUCUACCAUUUGCUGUUCGCAAGCGUAUCUAGAGCGGAACAUGACAGAUAAUAAUUUUGUUUUAGACGUUAUUCAAGGCACUGGACGGAUGGAAAAAACUAUAUUAUUCUACGGUGUUUAUACAGACCAAAUAUACACGUAUUCUUUAAGUAACGUAAUCGAUGCUGAAAUGUUUUAUAACAUGCCUUUAGCCUACGUAUUAGUGCCUAUUUCUUGGGCUUUGUUAUCAUUAGUGGCCAUUGUAAGGACAGGGGCGAAGGGUUUCAAAGAAAAAUUGGUAGAAAACGAAGGACAGUUCUAUGUAUAUUGCAAUUUGGUUUUUGGCGGUUGGGAUUUUUGUAUACACAACGAAAAAUCAGCUAGGAUCAAACACAGGGCGCUGUUCAACGAAGUCAAGGGUUUAUUAGAGGAGGACAGGUUUAAAGAGGAAAAACAGAUGCGAAGCAGAGAAAGUCAAAUUCUACUACACCUGAAACGGAUUUUCAUCAAUUUGGUAGUUUUGGUGAUUCUGCUGCUGGCAGGCGCGUUGAUUUUCAUCACAUUCAAUUAUUCCAUGCAUAAAUUGAAUCCGAACGCGACAGUUUCAUUCUCGGAUAAACAAUCGAAUUACACAGCGUCCAGACUAACGUUUAGCCGAUUGAAAAUCGAUAACAACGUAGACUCGAAUCACGAAUCUUUCAUUGAACAAUUGGAGAAUACUCUUUUGGAAUUUCUACCAUUUCUAUGCAUAGUAGUUUUGAACGUGAUUGUUCCGGAGAUAUUCGGCUAUAUGGUACAAUUUGAAAGUUACAACCCUGCGCACGUGUUGCUUAUAACAUUGUUACGAACUGUACUUUUGAGGUUAUCGUCUUUGGCGGUAUUAUUGAGUCAAAUGUAUUUGUAUGUGACGAUAAACGGCGUAAAAUGCACACUGGCUAAUGACGAUCCAAGCACGCCAGACUGUUGGGAAACAUAUGUGGGUCAGCAAUUUUAUAAAUUGAUCCUAACAGAUUUCGCGGUUCAGUCAAUUUUUACGUUCGUCAUAAAUUUGCCAAGAGCAUUGAUCGCGAGACAUACGCACAGUAAAUGUUUGAAAAUAAUAUGCGAACAGGAUUUCUAUUUGCCCAAACAUGUUUUAGAUAUAGUAUACAUACAGACUUUGAUAUGGAUGGGAUCGUUUUUCUGUCCGCUCUUGCCGAUAAUAGGCGCGAUGUUUUACUUUUUGAUUUUUUACAUUAAAAAAUUCACGUGUCUAGUCAAUUGCACGCCGUCACCCGUAGUUGUGUAUAAGGCGUCAAAAUCGAAGUCUCUGUUCAUGUCAGUUUUAUUACUAGGCUUCGUCAUAUCUAUAGCCCCUGUAGCAUAUUCUGUAGCAGAGAUAUUGCCUUCAGUGAAUUGCGGUCCGUAUAGAGGUUAUAUGUCUGUUUGGUCGUACGUUGUACAAACAUUUGAUGGAUUCCCGUACGUUAUUAGAGAAAUAUCGUUUCAGUUGGGCACUUCAACGUUCGCUAUACCAGCUUUCGCUGUACUGUUGUUCCUUUUAUAUUAUUAUUGGGCCGUAGCGACGGCAAACAGACAUAUGGUGGGCGUGUUGAAAAACCAGUUGGUUCUAGAGGGUCACGAUAAGCAGUUUUUGUUGAAUAGACUCAGCGCAUUUAUAAGGCAACAUCAGAAAAGGUGUGAUAGGAGAAACAGAGCUAGUUUCGCCGAUGACGAUUCUUCUAUUAGACAGAGUUCGAGAUAAUCGAUUUGAAAAAAAAAAAUAAGAAAAAUAAUCUAUGGUUUUACGAUGACAUAUGGUUUGACAACCUCGGUGGCGCAGUGGUGAAGUACUCUCCUCUGAACCGAGAGGUCCCGGGUUCUAUCCCCGGUCGGUACAUGAUGGAAAAUGAUCUUUUUCUGAUUGGCCCGGGUCUUGGAUGUUUAUCUAUAUAUGUAUUUGUUAUAAAAUAUAGUAUCGUUGAGUUAGUAUCCCAUAACACAAGUCUCGAACUUACUUUGGGGCUAGCUCAAUCUGUGUGAUUUGUCCUAAUAUAUUUAUUUACUUAUUAAUUUUUGAGGUUAGAAAAUUAUUUGAGUACUAUAGACUGUUUCGCCACGUUGCUGAAUAGAAUAUCGUAAUGUAAUCUGUCAGAUAAACUAACUUCUAGAUAAAUCUUCCUGAUGUGAUUGACCAGUUAGUCCUAUCUAACACUUGUGAAAUAAUGUUUAGUUCUAUCUGUAUGAUAUGUUACAUUUAGGCUAUCUGAUACUUUAUCGGCAAGCGGUGAAACAGAAUGUAAGCCAAUACACGUAAAAUAUAAAACAUAGUAUCGUUUUAUACUUAAGUAAUAUAAAGUUGUUAAUUUGAGUCAUUUUCGUAAAUAUUUUUUUUAAACACGUUUCUGUGUAAUCCUAAAGUUGCCAUUGUGUAAAAGCGAGAUAGCAAUAUGUUUUUGUUCAAACGACUCUUAAGAUUAAAAACAAAAAAAAAACUGUCUUUUGGAAAAUGUCUCGUGGAAAAUGUCACGAUUGCGUUGAAGCGAGAUAGCAAUUUAUUUGCAUAUGAAAGAAAAGGACAGAUUUCAUUUGAUCUUUCUGCGCGUUUGAGAAACUGACUAUAGUUAGGUUUUAAAUUUAGCAAAAUUAUUUAUUGUUUGUUAAUUUUUUUAUGUACACUGUGACAUUUUGUCACGUGUAAAUUUAUUCGUAACUAUAGCUAUUCUGUUACGUAUUAUUUUUAUAACUUAUUCUUGUCAAUAAAGAACGUAUCAACGUAACAGAUUUUAAGUUAGACCAUCCGCUAUAUAACUGUGAAAAUCGCAUCAAAUUUCACCCUAUAGUUGUUGCGUGAUGCGCGAACAAAGACAGA
Molecule: messenger RNA, 3843 nt
Organism: Plodia interpunctella (Indianmeal moth)
Lineage: Eukaryota; Metazoa; Arthropoda; Insecta; Lepidoptera; Pyralidae
Product: transmembrane channel-like protein 7
Exons: 5
Coding region: 331-2736 (801 amino acids)
Cellular component (GO): plasma membrane
Molecular function (GO): mechanosensitive monoatomic ion channel activity
Source: RefSeq, a predicted model, not a curated record